AGUGGAAAAGUUUUUACUCCCAACGGUGAAAGUAACGCACAGGACUAUCUACAACAAUGAGAGUUUACAACUUGCUGCUGCUCACACUUGUGAUUACCCUCUCUGCUCUGGCUGCAAGCGGAGAGGCACAGAAGCCUGAUUGUGCGGAGCACAUUAAUGGCCUUUCCUUUGCGGAUCCCAUCAGCUGUUCCAGCUUCUAUGUUUGCCUGCGCGGCCGUGCGCUGCGAAGGGAAUGUGCUCAUGGCCUCUACUUCGAUCCCAGGACCCAAAUAUGCAACCUACCGAGCCUUGUGGAAUGCCACAAUGGAGAUCGCAGUAGUGCUAUAGUCUCUGGGCAUGAUCACGAAGGGCAUUUAGCGGCAUCAAGUGGUAAAGCUCCUUGCGAAACAACUCCAAAGCCCCCAUGUGAUAAGCCAACAAUACCCCCCUGUGAAAAAACAACCAUCUCACCGCCACAAGCAGAUACAACACCGUGCACGACCACAACUUCUUCUACAACUCCUUGCACAACCACAUCGUCAACAACGACAACAACAACCACCACCACAACAUCUACAACAACGACCACAACAACCACAACACCUUGUACAACGACAUCGACAACAACGACUACAACAACCUCUACGACAACAACAUCUACAACAACGACCACAACAACGACUACAACAACCACAACGACAACACCUUGCACAACGACAACGACGUCGACAACAACGACUACAACAACCUCUACGACAACAACAUCUACAACAACGACCACAACAACGACUACAACAACCACAACGACAACACCUUGCACAACGACAACGACGUCGACAACAACGACUACAACAACCUCUACGACAACAACAUCUACAACAACGACCACAACAACGACUACAACAACCACAACGACAACACCUUGCACAACGACAACGACGUCGACAACAACAACAACUUCAACAACGAGCACAACAACCACAACAACACCUUGCACAACGACGUCGACAACAACGACUACAACAACCUCUACGACAACAACAUCUACAACAACGACCACAACAACGACUACAACAACCACAACGACAACACCUUGCACAACGACAACGACGUCGACAACAACAACAACUUCAACAACGAGCACAACAACCACAACAACACCUUGCACAACGACGUCGACAACAACGACGACAACAACCACAACAACAACAACAACUACAACAACGACCACAACAACCACAACAACAACAACAACUACAACAACGACCACAACAACAACAACAACUACAACAACGACCACAACAACCACAACAACAACACCUUGCACAACGACAACAACGACGACGACAACAACAACCACAACAACGACUACAACAACCACAACGUCGACAACAACAACAACGACCACAACAACGACGACCACAACAACGACGACCACGACAACAACGACAACUCCUUGCACAACAACAACGACAACGACGACAACGACAACAACAACGACCACAACAACGACGACAACAACGACUACAACAACCACAACGACAACCACAACAACGACCACAACAACGACUACAACAACAACACCUUGCACAACGACAACGACGUCGACAACAACGACUACAACAACCACAACAACAACACCUUGCACAACGACAACGACGUCGACAACAACAACAACUUCAACAACGAGCACAACAACCACAACAACACCUUGCACAACGACGUCGACAACAACGACGACAACAACCACAACAACAACAACAACUACAACAACGACCACAACAACCACAACAACAACAACAACUACAGCAACGACCACAACAACAACACCUUGCACAACGACAACAACGACGACCACAACAACGACUACAACAACCACAACGUCGACAACAACAACAACGACCACAACAACGACCACAACAACGACCACAACAACGACGACCACAACAACGACGACCACGACAACAACGACAACUCCUUGCACAACAACAACGACAACGACGACGACGACAACAACAACGACCACAACAACGACGACAACAACAACUACAACAACCACCCCAACAACAACACCUUGCACAACGACAACAACGACGACCACAACAACGACUACAACAACCACAACGUCGACAACAACAACAACGACCACAACAACGACGACCACAACAACGACGACCACGACAACAACGACAACUCCUUGCACAACAACAACGACAACGACGACGACGACAACAACAACGACCACAACAACGACGACAACAACGACCACAACAACAACUACAACAGCACCUUGCACAACGACAACGACGUCGACAACAACAACAACUACAACAACGACUACAACAACAACACCUUGCACAACGACAACGACGUCGACAACAACAACAACCACCACAACGACCACAACAACCACAACGACUACAACAACCACAACAACAACACCUUGCACAACGACUACAACAACCACAACGACAACCACAACAACGACCACAACAACGACUACAACAACCACUACAACAACACCUUGCACAACGACAACGACAUCAACAACAAAAACAACAACGACAACAACAACAACAACGACUCCUUGUACAACGACAACGACUACAACCACAAAGCAUAUACCGACAACACCUUGCAUAACAACAACAACAGCCUGUAAGACAACUACUAAGGAGCCGUGCCCGUCCACAAGGCCCCCUUGCACCACGACUGUUGCUCCAUGCACUACAACAACACCACCCUGUACGACAACAACCACACCGUGCACGACAAAAAAACCUACCAAUAGGCCUGAAGAGGUUGUUAAAGCUAUCGUAAGCAACUCAGCUGAAGCCCUGUCUUCCGUCCGCGACUGCCAGGGUCUCGAGGACGGUACAUUCUUCACAAACACCAGACAUUGCCGCCGCUUCUACGUUUGCCGCAACAACCGCGCCAGGCAUCAGCUCUGCCCGGCCGGCCAAUGGUUCGAUCGUGAGCUGAAGGUCUGUCGCAACCGCCGUGAGGUAACCAACUGUGCAGCCAGCCGCAACUAAGUGAUGCUCCGAAUUCGAAUACUUGGACACAGUACUGCAAUUGUACCCGGACUUAUCGCAUCUGACCUAACGACAAAUUUUCUCUCUACUACAUAUAUACUACACUUAAAAAAAAAAUAACUCUUACUUCUUUCUAUUCUAUCAAUCAAAUGUAAUAAAGCAGCAUUUACAAAAACGUAAAAA
This is a messenger RNA of Drosophila novamexicana, 3197 nucleotides long. Its product is annotated as mucin-2-like. The record is from RefSeq and is a predicted model, not a curated record. The transcript has 3 exons. Gene Ontology annotation, molecular function: chitin binding. Gene Ontology annotation, cellular component: extracellular region. Bases 57 to 3014 code for a protein of 985 amino acids. Lineage: Eukaryota; Metazoa; Arthropoda; Insecta; Diptera; Drosophilidae.